UAAAAACUCAGAGAGAUAAAUAAAAAGGGUUCUAAUCAAUGGCUAAUCUACUUUGCUGUAACAAUGCCAUAAUCUUGUUGGCCUGUUUGUUUCUUGCUAACAAUGCUAUUGUUCUUGAGGCCUUGAAACACUCUCCCAAUAGAAUCAAGAAUCAACCUUACCGGACCAGUUAUCAUUUCCAGCCUCCCAAAAAUUGGAUGAACGGGCCUAUGAUAUACAACGGAGUCUACCAUCUCUUCUACCAGUGGUACCCUAACGGCGCCGUCAUGAAAGUCAACGAAAUCGUGUGGGGCCACGCAACAUCAAAGGACCUCAUUAACUGGACCCCACAUUCCCCAGCUAUCAAACCAUCUCGACCGUCCGACAUCAACGGCUGCUGGUCAGGUUCCGUCACGAUUCUCCCCGACGGCGAACCCGUGAUUCUCUACACCGGCAACGACCGUAACAACCAUCAGGUCCAAAACCUAGCCAAACCAAAAAACCUCUCCGACCCAUAUCUCCGGCACUGGACCAAAUCUCCGGUGAACCCUCUCGUGACACCCAACGCCAUCAACCACAUCAACUCCACCGCGUUUCGCGACCCAACCACCGCGUGGCUCGGCCGCAACGGACGGUGGCGCAUGAUCACCGGAAGCCAGGAAGGUCGCCGUGGACUAGCUCUUCUCUACACGAGCCGUGACUUCAUCAACUGGAAGCAGUCGGCGAAGCCUCUUCACUACAGCGACGGCUCCGGGAUGUGGGAGUGUCCUGAUUUUUUCCCGGUGGCGAAAACCACCUCAUACGGAGUAGAUACGUCGUCGUUUAGUGUGUCCGCCAAUCACGUGCUUAAAGUGAGCUUAUCAGACACAAGUCACGAUUACUACACGAUUGGUACGUACGAUCAAGUGAGAGAUCGGUUUGUACCGGACGAUGGUUUUGUUCUAGACGAUACGGCUCCGAGGUAUGAUUACGGCAAGUUUUACGCGUCCAAGACUUUUUACGACUCGGUUAAUCGACGGAGGAUCUUGUGGGGUUGGGUCAAUGAGUCGUCGCCGGAGGAGGAUAACAUCAAAAAGGGUUGGGCCGGUUUGCAGGCGAUUCCAAGGAAAAUAUGGCUUGAUGAAUCAGGAAAGAGACUGAUGCAAUGGCCAGUUAAGGAAAUAGAGAGUUUACGUACUACGCAAGUCAAGUGGGAAAAUAAAGUUUUGAAAAGAGGAUCUUUACUUGACGUGCAUGGGAUCACAGCUUCACAAGCAGACGUGGAGAUUUUGUUCAGAGUGAGUGGUUUAGAGAAAGCUGAUGUGAUUGAACCGAGUUGGACCGACCCACAAUUGAUUUGCAGCCAGAAGAAUGCAUCGUCGGUUAAAUCUGGUUUAGGUCCAUUCGGUUUAGUGGUGCUAGCCUCCAAGAACUUGGAAGAGUACACAUCAGUCUAUCUAAGAAUCUUCAAAGCUGGUCAGAAGAGUAAGGACCAUGUGGUGGUCAUGUGUAGUGACCAAAGCAGAUCGAGUUUGGACAAAGGGAAUAAUGAUAAAACAUCAUAUGGUGCAUAUCUUGAUAUAUCUCCUUACCAACCGAUCUCUCUGAGGACUUUGAUUGAUAAUUCAAUAGUGGAGAGCUUUGGUGGGAAAGGGAAAACAUGUAUUACCUCAAGAGUUUACCCAAAAUUGACAACAGGAGAAAAUACACAUCUUUUUGUAUUUAACAAUGGAUCUCAGAAUGUUGAUGUUUUAAGCUUAAGUGCUUGGAGCAUGAAGUCUUCUCUCUAAAAUCACUUCUUCAUGUGUAAGAGAUUCUUGAAACUCUUGGCGCGUCUGUAAUAAAAUAAAAAGCAUAUUUAAGUUAGAGAAUGUGAAGCUCCUCUUUUAAUUUGCAAACUCUAUUGAAACAAACCUUUUCUUUUA
This is a messenger RNA of Raphanus sativus (radish), 1883 nucleotides long. RefSeq names its product beta-fructofuranosidase, insoluble isoenzyme CWINV5. The transcript has 4 exons. Gene Ontology annotation, molecular function: hydrolase activity, hydrolyzing O-glycosyl compounds. Lineage: Eukaryota; Viridiplantae; Streptophyta; Magnoliopsida; Brassicales; Brassicaceae. Gene Ontology annotation, biological process: carbohydrate metabolic process. Bases 39 to 1748 code for a protein of 569 amino acids. The record is from RefSeq and is a predicted model, not a curated record.